This is a messenger RNA of Lolium rigidum, 2038 nucleotides long. RefSeq names its product calmodulin-binding protein 60 A-like. The transcript is spliced from 7 exons. Gene Ontology annotation, cellular component: nucleus. Lineage: Eukaryota; Viridiplantae; Streptophyta; Magnoliopsida; Poales; Poaceae. Gene Ontology annotation, molecular function: calmodulin binding; DNA-binding transcription factor activity; sequence-specific DNA binding. The record is from RefSeq and is a predicted model, not a curated record. The coding region runs from base 16 to 1725 and encodes 569 amino acids. Gene Ontology annotation, biological process: regulation of salicylic acid biosynthetic process.
GGGAGCUCGCCGGAGAUGUCGCAGAAGCGGCAGCCGGAGGAGGGCGAGCGCCCGCGGUGGGGCGGAUGCGGCACGGCGGAGCCUGGCGGGAGCUCCUCCGCGCCCCUCCGGCCCGGGGAGCCCAAGCGGCAGAGGGUCCCCGCCCUCCGCGAGGUCAUCGCGGAGGUGAUGCGGAAGAGCAGCAUCGAGAAGCUCUUCACCUCCAUCGAGCCGCUUAUCCGGAGAGUGGUUAAAGAAGAAAUUGAGUUGGCGCUUGCAAAUCAUACUGCUAUGAUGACAAGGAGCCCCGUGGACAUUGUUCCAUGUACAUCGAAAAAUUUGCAGCUCCAGUUCACAACUAGGCUUUCUCUUCCUAUUUUCACUGGCUCCAAGAUCGAAGGCCAGGGUACCUUAAGUCUAAGCAUUGCUCUAGUUGACUCUUUGACCAGAGAAGUUGUAGUAACGGGUAAGGAGUCCCAGUUAAAGGUUGAACUAGUAGUUCUAGAAGGGGACUUUCAAGGGGGAGAAGACAAUGACUGGACAGCUCAGGAGUUCAAUAAUAACAUUCUUAGAGAAAGAGAAGGUAAACGGCCCUUGCUUUCUGGAGAUGUGUCUGUUGGCCUUGAUAGAGGCAUUGGUACAGUGGCAGAUGUAUCAUUCACAGAUAACUCCAGCUGGACCCGCAGCCGAAAGUUCAGGUUAGGUGCAAGAACUGAGGAUGGUUAUUUCAAUGGCGUAAGAGUACGUGAAGCAAAAACUGAAUGUUUUGUGGUCAAGGAUCAUCGUGGAGAAUUGUACAAGAAGCACCACCCACCAGUUCUUGAAGAUGAGGUUUGGCGCCUGGAGAAGAUUGGCAAGGAAGGAGCUUUUCACAAGCGUUUGAAUAAGGAGAAGAUAUUUACCGUCAAAGAUUUUCUCACUAGAUUACACCUUGAUGCUCCUAGGCUUCGGAAGAUAUUGGGCGGUGGUAUGUCAACUAAGAUUUGGGAGGUUGCUGUUGAGCAUGCUAAAACAACAUGUAUAAAAAGUGACAAGGUGCAUAUUUACUAUCUGGACAGCCCAAGCAAAACUGCUGUUGUGUUCAAUGUUGUUGGUGAAGUGAAAGGGUUAAUAUCCGAGAAAUUUGUUUCUGUUGAUGAUUUUACAGAAAAGGAAAAGGCUGAAGCACAUGCAGCUGUGAAGCAGGCAUAUGAAAACUGGAAGAAUGUGUCGACCUGUGACAGUGAAACACUUUUAAAGAAUCCAUCACAGCUAUGCAAUAUGAGAUCUCCAUCUUUGCAUGAAAACGAAUUCUACCAGUUACCUGCACAAGUCGGAACUGGUGAUUUUGAUUUAAGCGACUUGGACAUACCAUCAGGUGACAUAUUCUCUGCCGGACCAUCGUGUGCCUUAGAUCCUCUUUCACUGGAAACUGCAGAAAGCAGUGGAAGUAGAUAUCAGUCGGAGCUCCCUUCACUUGGUGGCCAUGGACAAACUCAAGAACCACAUGCUCUCGACAAGUUCCCCAAUUCACUGGUUUACGAGGAUAGUACCAGUCAUCCCUCUUUCAGCGAAGACUACUACCGUUGUUCAGAUCCUUCUGUAUCUUUUGACUCGCAAGAUCUUGGUGCUGCACUGAAGGGCUUCAUUGCGACGAUAUCAAAGCCCAAGCCUUAUAGAGGAUGGAGAACAUUAUCUUAUGUUAUAGGAUGGAUAUUCUACACAAAGAGGAUCGCCGCUCUCAAACGGAAUAAACCCGGGAAAUGAUGGUUUUCAUUUGCUUGUGGUUUUUUAGUUAAACUUGUGGUAUAUAUACAAGUGGAGGAGGGCAUGCACAUACGAGUGGUUGGUUAUAUUAUUGUCUUCUUGGAACCCAUGGCAAGCUGCUUUCUUGAGCCAUCUUGUCAGCGAGAGUUUAAAUGUAAAUAAUUAGAUAAAGUUCUGCACAUGAUGAAAGAUCUGCACAUAAUCCAUGAAUAUUGGUGAAUGGUGGUGCAAUCUUUGAAGGCUAAUCAGCCUGCUCCUUUUUGUGGAACUCAUCAUCAGCUUGUUCCUUACAAAAUCAAGUUGUUUUAUAUAA